AUGGCGGCGUAUCACCCGUUGUGUCCCCUUCUGCAACGAGGUGUCAUUGCCGGUCAGGUAAAAAAAAGGGGUGACCAAUUUCACCGAGCUUUUGUAAUAAGCAGCCGAGUAGGUGGAACAAAGAAACAGAAGAAGCUAAGCUCCAAAACGGCGAAACAUAUCAACUAUGUGUUCGAGAAGAAGAAAAAGGCGGAUGAGGAAAGAAGCUUUAAUAUAAUAAAGAGGAGGAAGCUGAAGGAUGUGCCUUCUUCCCAGUUUCACUUCAUUUGCCACCUUAAACAUGGGGAAGUGCAAUCUGCGCAAAGGGGGAGCGUUUCGCUGCUAAGGGGGGCUCUUCCUCCCUCGGGGCAGGCACAGCUUCCCUGGGGAGAGAUUACCCCCAAUGGGGAAGCAACAAUUGGGGAAGACGACCCAAUUGGUGAAUUGCUCCCAAUUGGGGAGAACAGCACUACUGUGAAAAACAGCACUGCUGAGGAGGCGUUCCGAUUCUUCCCGCGCGGAACAAUCCGGCAAGACAGGAGAGAGAAAGACCUCAAGAACGCGACCGCGCUGAGCAGCAUCGUCCAUUUGGGGAGGAACAAAGACAUUUGCAACACCUAUCUUAGAGCCAGCCUAAUGAAUAUAUACCACGAGGAAAACCACAACCACGCAAUCCUAAAAAUGAUGAAGGAAUUACAACGCACACACAGUUAUAUGAACAGCCGACAGGUGAGUUUAAUUAUUUACAACCUCUACCAGUACUUCUUCAUCCAAGUAGUAAAACAAAUUUACGGAAAGGAUAACCCUUCUAACUAUGAAUGGUACUUAAGGUUAUUUUACGUUGUUGACGAUGGGUUUUUUGUGACCCCCCCGAAUAAGGGGGAGACGUACCAAAGUGAUAUGCCGGUGGAUAACAGCUUGAUGAGAAAUCUCCUCAUAACGUUAUGGAGAAAUGUGAAAACGCACAUGCAUUGUGAAGAUGACCUGAACACACUAAACAGGAUCGCUUUCGUUUACUCAUACUUCUCUGUGAAGGACAAUGCCCUUAUGGAAUUACUCAUUCGUAAAAUUUUCCAAUGCAUGGACAUGAAAAAAAAUAAAAAUAUAAAAUAUUUUUCGCUAGCUGCUUUGGCCCUCGAAAAGUGGGAAUUAUACAGCGUCAAGUUCAUGCAUGCGUACUCCUCCCUUGUGACAAAGACAAUUGACAAGUUGACAAAGAAAGGGGAAGACUUGCUCAUAAACCGGAAGAAGAAGAAAAAAAAAACGAAAUUAAAACAUGUUAACCUGUUCGAUGUGCACAAAAAGGAGAAAAAAAAAUUGCCACUCAUCAGUUUGAAAGACAUUCUGACUUACUUGUAUGUGCUGAACAGGAACGACGUGAAGGACAAUCACUUUGUUGAAAGGAUCCUACGAUACGCAAGCUUGUUCUGGAGAGAUGACUGCAGACCACAGGCAUGUAACCCCGGGGAAUGUGUCUCCCUAUCUGUGAACAAAAAAAAGGAAAGCUUCAACGCUGAUACUGUUUCGCAAAAGAAUAUGCUCCUAACAAGCCCCGCAUUCCGUAGCGCCCUCUAUGCAAAUAGGAAACGACACAAAAACAGGAGUAACAUGUUGACGCUUUAUGCAUUGUAUAGAAUUAGUAAGCGUGCUGCCCGUCGAAGAGAGACGCCCCUAAGUUGCUUUGCAAAUCGAGUUUGGCUGCACGGGAAUGGAGAGGAGGGAGGAGAAAGCAACUUACCGAUGCGUAAGGAGCCGGUCCAGCUAAGCAUAAGUAGUUGGAAGAACGGCCCGUGUGAUAACACGCCCAACGAGAACAGGAGUGCAUUUUCCCCAGCCGAUUAUGGGCCCGAGUCCACUGUCUUCAUCAACAAGCAGCGCACGUGGGUAAGUUUCUACAAAAAGGAGGUCAUUCCCAUGGCAAUUUUUCUUCACCACCUGACUCAGUAUGAUUACGCAUUUUUAAAAAAAAAAGAUGACUUUUUAAAAUUGACAAAACUGUACAGGGAUGUACUCCUCAAGAGUGACCUUACGAAUCUUCACUUUUUUUACACCCACAAGAUUGUAAGCGUUGUCAGAGACGCAGAUAUAUGUAGCAAUUUCCUAACCACGUUGUACACCUCUGCUCUCCACAAAUGCAGAAGAUAUAUUUCUUUAAAAAAUGCGGGCGUAUUAUCCGACGUGUGUGCUCAGAACGUAUGUGCUUAUGUUGUGAUCCUCUACAUACAAGUUUUGAAAAAUAAAAUAAAAGACGACCCCUUGACCGAAGCGUUAAGUGAGUUCUUGGUCAAAUUUUUUUCAACGUGUCGGCCUGAACAAGUCACCCCUCAAUUUUUAAUCCCUCCUCUGAAGCUGCUAAGCAUGUUAAACUCCCCACGUGAAGACAACCGUUACGUUGUACCGAAGACUGUGGACAUAACAAAUGGAGUAACAAACAAGGGGAACAAUGUGGAUGAGCUCCCAUCCUGCAAUACGAACGACCAAAUCGAUGAACAACAAAACAACGUUAAGUCAAACGGACAACAAAAUGCGUUACCAUCACGUAAGACCAAUUUGCAACUUUUAAACGUAGCAAUUUUGACAAUUUUAAAAGGGCUAAACUGGAACAACGUGGAUAAUUUUUUUCUGCUCAAAAGUUACAAAUAUAUGAACAGACUAGCUGGACAGAAAAAAAAAGCAAAGUUUUGUAUGAACAUGGUCAGGCAAAAAAAUCAUUCCUUGUGCAGCAAAAUAACCCACACGGUGAAGGAAAAAAUGAGCGGCUUCAAUUGCGAAGAAUUGAUGAAGGUCUACCUCUAUAGCGGAAACAACUUUAAAAGGAGAACUAUCCUCUUGAGGAACCUCUUUACAAAUUUGUUGCUGUCAAAUGGGGGGAUUGUUCACAGAGGGGAUAACAACUUUUUUAUGUUGUUUUUUAAAACCGCCUUAACGCAUUUGCACCUGAAUGAAGUGGGAAAAAAAAAAAAAAGAAAUAUAUAUUUUUUUAAAAAUUCGAAUGAUGUAAUGAACAAACUGAUGGUGCUAAGUAGGACUUAUAUUUGCACACAUGUGGACAGCAUGCGGAGGAAGCACGUGUACUCACUAAUCAUGCACAGUCUUCUCUAUUUAUAUUCACUUUUGCAAAAAGGAAAAAAUGAGAUGAAUUACCAUUCUAUGAAAGGCAACCCUAUUGCGCGAAUCCUUGUGGAUAUUGCGAGCACCACGUUGAAGAGGUGGACUUUUAUGAACGACGAAAGGAGUCUACUCAUUUACGUGUGUCUACUUUGCUUUCGCAACAUGGCGAGGAAAAAUAAAAAAAUAAAAAAUAUAUUUUUUAACAAAAAUGAUGAUAAGCAUUUUGUAGGAAAUUUGUUAAAAGUGUAUGCAGAACAAGUUGAACAAAUCUGCCUCUCCGAGUUUGACCGUCCCGCCACAACGUAUACGAACCCCUUGCUGCUUUUCCUUUUACUUAAACACAAAAUAGUUUUACGUCACCAUAGGAGCAGGAAAGAUAUGCGAAUUGUACAAAGACUGGUCGGAAGUGGAACCCCACUUCACCGCCUCAUACUGAACACAGCAAGUGACACACAAUUAAUGCAAGUUAUCCUUUAUGCGAUAACGAAAAAUUAUUCCAUCCUAAUGGAGGAAGACCUUUUGGACGAUUUGCAUUUGCGCACAAGUACAGUGCAGGAGGAGCCAACUCGGAACAGCACGACUUCCCCUUCCCACUUGUCAACACAAAAUAACCCCGGAGACGUAAGCGAAUGGGUUGAACUGAUAAAGCGCAUGUCAACUUGUGAAGAUCACCAUUUGGAUAAAAGCAUCCUUUGUAAUUUUGUUGCACGUAAGAAGUCCGUGGAGCAGGCUAUAAAAGUCGCAUUAAGCAUGAACGUGUCGGAAACGUUUUGUUGGUAG
Molecule: messenger RNA, 3870 nt
Organism: Plasmodium coatneyi
Lineage: Eukaryota; Apicomplexa; Aconoidasida; Haemosporida; Plasmodiidae
Exons: 1
Coding region: 1-3870 (1289 amino acids)
Source: RefSeq, a predicted model, not a curated record